Messenger RNA from Fomitopsis serialis, 681 nucleotides. Its product is annotated as transcription factor e(y)2-domain-containing protein. Gene Ontology annotation, molecular function: transcription coactivator activity; chromatin binding. NCBI's taxonomy places the organism in Eukaryota, Fungi, Basidiomycota, Agaricomycetes, Polyporales, Fomitopsidaceae. Gene Ontology annotation, biological process: poly(A)+ mRNA export from nucleus; regulation of transcription by RNA polymerase II; positive regulation of DNA-templated transcription. The record is from RefSeq and is a predicted model, not a curated record. The coding region runs from base 201 to 545 and encodes 114 amino acids. The transcript is spliced from 4 exons. Gene Ontology annotation, cellular component: SAGA complex; nuclear pore; DUBm complex.
AUGUACGACUCACGGAGAGGUGGUGUUGGUGGCAGCGGCGGCGGUGCUGUUAAAGCGCACCAUACGCUGGGCUCUUCGCCAUGCAGCCUUGCAGGAGUUGGCAAACAUGGCCCGUCUUCGUCGUCGUCGUCGUAGCGGGAGGCGUGAGCGGGCGACUUCACGUAAGUUAGAAAGGUCGCUUCCGCAUUUGGCAAGUCUGCAUGUACGAUCACAUUUCCCGCAGGCGCCCUGUUCGUAGCUUCACUCUGGCCAUGGCGCGGAACGACGGACGCAAUGAUCUCUACCCUCAGCUCCUCCGUCGAAUGGUCGAGCAUGGAGAGUACGACAGACUAUUCUGGGUGCUCACCCAGAAGUUGAACGAGUCUGGAUGGCUGGAUGACUUUCGAGACAAGAGCAAAGAAAUGACCCGUAAUGCGGACAAAAUGUCGGUGGAGACGAUUAUCACCCAACUCCGGCCACAAGCAGAAGCAUCUAUAGCACCCAAAGUGAAGCUCGAGGUCUUGACAAUGAUCCGGCAGUACCUGGAGAAGCAAGUUGAAGGCUGACGCAGACAUCAUCCCGACCAUCCGCGGAGCUUGGACCAGCAAAUACAUCUCUUGACUCGUUCAUCGUGCGCUGUAUUCGUAAUUGGAUCCGUUGCUUGAUUUUGAAAUGACUCGUACUGCCGCAGCUAUUGUCCGC